UGACCUAUAGUGUUGUGCAUUUUGCUCAUUGCAGGUAAGUCUACGAAGGAAAGAACCACCGUCGCAUAGCUUGCUUGUACCUUCGUACAGUUUAGAGGAACAUUUCUCGUAACACCAACUCGAAGAUCUCACUAUGACGUCGUUCAUGAAGCAACGCUUCAAGUGGUACGGGCGUUUUUGCAUGGUUUCAGGUCUUCCAUUCCUUCAGCUUCAUGGAAUUAUCAAAGGAAAGAACAACCGGUUACCAUGGAAACAACUGUACCUAAUCUACUCACUCAUCUGCUUUGCGCAGUUCGUUGUCAUCCAAGUGCUCUAUUUUUGUCAAAUAUUAGAGGCAGUUUUGGAUGACGUCCAGCUUUUCACGAAAUCUCUCUACAUUCUUUUGUUUGCCAUCCUUACCUUUAAGGUGGUCUUGAACUAUUGCUGCGCUAUCGUGAAAUCGCGCAGUCUUCUUGCCUUCUUCAAGUCGUCGACGAAGUAUGAAGUCACUGCAGGAUUUGUCGCACCUAAGUGCUGCGGGCAGGCCACAACGUGUCUUGUAGCACGACUUUUGCUGUGUCUAGCAUUCAUGGCUAACGUGGCAGGCAGCACUUAUCUGUCUUUCGAGUACCUGGACUACCUAGGCUACACUGGAAUGCUAGACGUAAUCUUGAGGGCAAUAUGCGUGGGAGGUAAUUUCCUCUUUUACGUUUUCGAAAUGGUACACUUCAUCGUCAUCAGACCGUGCGCUGAAGUGAUCCGUCUUUACAUUCGGCAUCAGCAUGAGCUUCUUCACACAGUGCUGGAUGCUCGCUGUAACGUUCCCAUCGCGAAGCGGUCGAAAGAGCUUGAAGCGAUCAGGAUCAACCUGUGUGCAAUCGCAGCGCUCAAGCAACAGCUGAACGCGACUUGGCGUUGGUCCAUCAUGGCAUCAGGCGUGAUCGUACUCACAGCCUCCUGCAUAUGUAUAUAUUCUGCUUUUACCGAGGAAUAUUCCGCAGUUCAGCACCUUCUCACGAUCUUGUACAGCAUUUCAUCGGCCCUAGACUUCGUCGACAUUGCGAACGUAAGCCAGCAACUCGUGAACGAGAUGCGCAAAAUACGACACACACUUCAGAAAGCUCCAACAUAUUUCGAAAACGAAGUCUAUUAUAAUCAACUGAGCCACCUGAGGGCCUCUAUAAAGCCUAAGGAGAUGGCUCUGUCCGGGGCUGGAUUUUUCACUUUUAACCUGCCACUGGUGGUUUCGCUUGCAGGUGCCGUCAUCACUUAUACAGUCAUUCUUGUGCAAACCAGUGAAAGCGUUAAGACCUGAGCACAAAAUGGAGAGCGUUGAAAUUUGCGGAAUUCCGACCUGAAAGAAGCUUCCGAAUCUUCGAGAUAUCUUUGAAUGCAACGAACGGAAGUGCAGGCUAUUGCUGUCCACGCUGUCAUGAAGGCUCAGGGGCAUGCCUUAAUUACUGCAAUCUUUCUGGGGAUAACUACUGUACUAAACUGAAUUAAAACUCAUGUC
Molecule: messenger RNA, 1492 nt
Organism: Rhipicephalus sanguineus (brown dog tick)
Lineage: Eukaryota; Metazoa; Arthropoda; Arachnida; Ixodida; Ixodidae
Exons: 4
Coding region: 134-1294 (386 amino acids)
Biological process (GO): sensory perception of taste
Cellular component (GO): membrane
Source: RefSeq, a predicted model, not a curated record